CGCCCGCUGGUAGUGUGGACACAGGGCCUGCAACUGCGUUCUGAAAUGUGCUGGCAAUCGAGAGCCGACUCACGGACCCAGCAAUGAAUUUACGGCAUGACUAGAGACGGAUAAAGGCUGAAGAAGAUUCAAAACCAGACACAGAAGUCGAGCCUGGGGACCAGGUCUUCAUAAAGGUCAUAAAAAAAAAUUAAAAAAAAAAAGAAGUGGACAGACCUAUGGUGAGAGGGACCAUACCAAGUACUGCCAACAACCUCCACAAAUAGCUGAACGCCCUUCCUGGAUCCACCUUUCUUACUGUAAGAAGGUACAAGAGCUUUCUGACCAUGGUCGAAAUAAACCCACUUGGUGUCUUGAGGACUAGUCCGGCUACAAAGGGGAGUGAAGCCAACAGAGCCACUCGUCUCAACACCGGUGAAGGAUUGCUAAAGUCCAGAGACAGUAGUAAGGGGACUCGACCAUGGCUAUUUGUCUGAUAGUACUGAUGUACCUAGAGUUAGGAUGGAUUGAUGGACAGGGCCUAGGAGCCUUAGAUCCCCUGACCUUUAACUAUCAGGAGGGGGUUACUGGAACAGUCAAGUUUGACCUAUGUCAGGUAAUUGAUUGUGGAGAAGAGCAAAGUGGGUACCAAUUGGCCGAGAAAUAUGUGUGCGAGGUAGACAACCAGAUAAUAUGCAGCCCACUAGGACAAAAGUACGCGCCGAGCCGCUAUUCAUCUGAGUGUGGGUGUCCAUACUGGAGCAAUGUCAUCUGCAAUUCUGGGGUUCCUAGGUGGGGCUACAGCCCUGCCAGAGCUUCACGAGGUCCUGAUCCCCUAACCCAGCGUAUGACCAUCUAUCAAGGCCAAACACCCACAAGCUGUUCCAAGAAGGCGUGUAACCCGAUGCAUCUCACCCUUACAAAUCCAAAGCCUUCAGAUACUGGCCUUUAUAUGCUGGGCAUGAGUGUCUCAGGUCAGGACCCUUUAGGCCAUUUUCAAAUAAAGAUAACCCGUAAGACUUUAGUUCCCGAUAACGCCUCCCCUGAAGGUAGCUUUACCAAGGCUCUCCAUGGUUUACAAGCCCUGUCUAAAGAAUUGCAUGACAACUCUGGCAUCGACAACCCCUUCACCUCCCAUUUGGAAUCAUGGUUUGGGAGAUGGAGUGCACUUGCCUCUUCUGUCUCGAUUUCCUUUGCAGUGAUAGCUUUCAUCACCAUCUGUGGCUGCUGUUUCUUCCUAUGUGCCAGAGGGCAUGCCCUGCGGUGGAUCGACUCUGCAGUCACCCAGGACAAGCUGAAUCACAGUGUCCCCAUAAACAAAGUUGACUACUCCGCUCUGGACCUAACAAGAGCCGAGGAAAAAUAAGAAGGCCUACUUGUAAACGGACAGCUGCCUGCAAAAACCUAGCGGACAGCUGUGGAAAAUACACCCCAGAUGUAUACACUCGUUUUCUUUUUAUGUUUUGGUUUGUGUUUUUGAUUUCAUGCUUAAUCCCUCGCAUAUAGUGUAAACAGGAGAGAAAUGCUUGUGGUUAUGGAACCAUGUCUGCACAUGAUUGCGACACCUUUUGCAAUAACGUAUUCGUACAGAGGGUACAUGGUGUAUGUGUGUGUAAAAUGCAGAAGUUGACCCCUAGCUUAGAGCGUUAGACAGGAUGGCUCAGUUAAGCAUGUAACUGAAACUAGGUGCUCUUCCAACAACUAAGGAAGAUAUAUAAGCAGAAUACGCCAAGUGUGCUCAGAGCAUUUUCACCUAGACUUUGUCCUGUAUGUAGUUUGCUCCCUUGCUGUAAGAAUAAAAUCUUCAGAGACAACCAGUGA
Molecule: messenger RNA, 1800 nt
Organism: Pygocentrus nattereri (red-bellied piranha)
Lineage: Eukaryota; Metazoa; Chordata; Actinopteri; Characiformes; Serrasalmidae
Exons: 2
Coding region: 461-1345 (294 amino acids)
Source: RefSeq, a predicted model, not a curated record